GUCGCCAUUUUCAGCGAGAGCCAACUGUGGAUCAGUACCAAGCUAGCGUUGUAAUAAAUAGGUCACGGGAUUGACAGAUAAAUACUUCAGUUUGUUUAAAAUAAAAACUACGAAUUUGGAUUUGCAAAGUGCUUGGCACUGCUUGCAUCGGCUGAAGGACCAAUGAGCUUUAUUGACAGUUCUGCUACAACAACCAGGUAAAAUGAAGAGAACUCACUGUCUGAGGGGAACCGAGGAGGACUUUGGCGAGGGUCCGAGCCACGGAGUUCUGCCGCCCCCAGAGUUCCGAAAGAGGAAGCGGAAGCAAAAAUCGAAGGAGAAACAGUGGGAGGAAGAGGAGGUGGGUGUCGACUGGGGUCGCAUGCCUCAGGAGAUCCUGCUCCACAUCUUCCAGUACCUCCCUCUCCUGGACCGAGCUCAUGCCUCGCUGGUGUCUCGGGGCUGGAACCAAGUUUUUCACAUGCCAGAGCUGUGGAGGUGUUUUGAGUUCGAGCUGAACCAGCCUGCUAGUUCCUAUCUGAAGGCAACGCACCCGGACCUCAUCAAACAGAUCAUCAAGAAGCAUUCAAAUCACUUGCAGUACGUUAGCUUCAAGGUGGAUAGCAGCACUGAGUCAGCCGGGGCAGCCUGUGAUAUCCUGUCUCAGCUGGUCAACUGUUCUCUGAAGACUCUGGGCCUCAUCUCCACUGCCAGGCCCAGUUUCAUGGAGCUGCCCAAGUCCCACUUCACCUCAGCUCUAACGGUGGUGUUCGUGAACUCCAAGUCUCUCUCCUCCCUGAAGAUCGAUGACACGCCCGUGGACGACCCGUCGCUCAAGGUUUUGGUGGCCAACAACAGUGAUACGCUGAAAUUACUGAAGAUGAGCAGCUGUCCGCACGUGUCACCCGCAGGUAUUCUGUGUGUGGCCGAUCAGUGCCACGGGCUGCGUGAACUGGCGCUGAACUACCACCUCCUGAGCGACGAUCUCCUCCUGUCCCUCUCCUCGGAGAAGCACGUCCACCUGGAGCACCUCCGCAUUGACGUCGUCAGCGACAACCCGGGGCAGCACUUCCACGCCAUCAAGAAGUCCAGCUGGGACGCCAUGGUCAAGCACUCUCCCAAAUUCAACCUGGUCAUGUACUUCUUCCUGUAUGAGGACGAGUUCGGACCCUUCUUCAAAGACGAGAUCCCCGUGACACACCUGUACUUCGGCCGCUCGGUCAGCAAAGACGUCCUGGGCCGCGUGGGUCUCCACUGCCCCCGCCUGGUGGAGUUGGUGGUGUGCGCCAACGGCCUGCGGCCCCUGGACGAGGAGCUCAUCCGGAUCGCCCGCCGCUGCACCCAGCUGUCGGCCAUCGGGCUCGGGGAGUGCGAGGUGUCCUGCUCCGCGUUUGUGGAGUUCGUCAAGAUGUGCGGCCGCAGGUUGAGUCAGCUCUCCAUCAUGGAGGAGGUGCUGAUCCCAGAUCAUCGCUACGGGUUGGAUGAUAUCCACUGGGAGGUCUCCAAGCAUCUCGGUCGGGUCUGGUUCCCUGAUAUGAUGCCCUGCUGGUAGAGGGGAGAGAACACACACACACACACAGGUUGGGAUGUCCAACCCUCCCCUCCUUUCUGGGCUUGUGCUGAACUCCAGAACCCCUGGUCCCUAAAUGCUGAUUCCCUGCGUUUGUUUUUUUAACCCGGACUAGUGACAGUAUGUUUGCAGUAGUCAUCUAGCAGUGCUACGCUGGUACUCUAAUGUUCUGGCGAUUACGCCCCUGUAAAAAUAUUUCUUUUUUCUUUUUUCACUGUUGGUUAACAUUUUGGCUAGCUUAAAUGGCCUCCUAUUUCCUACUAGGGUUGUUUGGGCUCUGUUGGAAUGUAGUGCACUAAACAGGACUGGGUUAGGGUUCUAUUUGGGACCCUUUUAGUCCUUGCUACCUUUUUGUAAUCUGAACUACCUUAAAUGCUUCUGUCAUUAUUAAGAAAUGCUGAAUCUGUUGAUAAUAUGAAGUUGGGUGGGGAAAAUGACAGUUUAUCAGUUCAUACUGAAACACUUUGAAAAACUAAUCAUGAUUCCAGCAGAGAUCUUUAACUGUAAUUGUUGUAUAAUUAUAUAUUUAUAAUGAAUAAGCUGGCCGAGAAACUGGCCUGAAACUAAUGUUGUAAAAGGCAUUUCAGUUGACACUCUACAGAGUAAAUACUGUAUAUAUUUUCUGAUGGCAAGAAAGUGAUUAUUGUAAAAGAAUAAAUCCCUUAUCCUUUAUCCUUAGAUCCUUGUUUCACUACAAAAUGUGGUAUGUUUUUGAAAAUGUGAGCAUUGUAAAGAAUCUGUUAAUGUCAUUGGCCCAUGGUUAGUUGGAAUAAUCAAGGACAUCUGGUAAUAUACAUUAUAGGGUAUAUUAUAUAAUUUACCCAUGUCAGUUUAUUGUCCUAACCUAUAGGGAAGCUAAGUGUCUAGUGAGCUUUCUCCUCUUCACAUAUACUGUUCAGCUGUAUAUUUUCAAUCCCAAGUAAUUUAUUUGAAUGUGUUUGUGGUUAUUAAUCGCUUUUGUAUUCCUGAGUGACUUACGGUAGAUGGUGGCUUUGAUGGUGACCGUGUGUGAGCUCCUGGUGACAGUGUGAGCUUGUAGCGGUGAAACGCAUUGUGGUGGUGCUCAUGAAGUGCUCUGUCCAGGAUCAGGUUUGCCCUGCCCAUUUUUACUUUGUAUUUGAAAGGCCAAACUCAUCUUAGAUCUACUGUGUUUUAUCAGUACAGAUGCUUGGAAUACUCCAUACCCUCUCCCCAAAAUUGAUAUUUUAAGGUGUUACAAAAACCCUUGCUAAAACAUAUCUGUGUUGUUCACCUGGUCAGUGACAAUUGGAGACUUACAGUGAGAUGCUGUGAUAAAUAAUAUGUAAAUAUAAAAUAAAUAUCCGAUAAUGUAUGGAGAAGUCACCCUGCACUUUAAAUGGAAUUGUAUUUCUUCAUUUAUGUACAUAAAAAAAUGGUGAGACUGUCUUUGUAUUGUAUACAUUCAUUUCUUGGUUGGUUUCUUGGUAUUCUUGGUAGUACAUUGUAUUAAAGCUACACCAAACCUUGGUGUCCUGUGCACUGCUCUGGCCCAUUUCAUCAUGGGCCUGGGUCCAGACUGCUACACUACAGAACAGUGUUUAGACCGGUGGUCCAAUUCGGAUGCUCUUUUUUCCUUUGUCAAAUGAAAAAAAUUCAUCUGAAUUGGGCUGUGUAAAUCUAGGCAUAAGAAUUUGAGAGGCAAACCCUUUCCCAGCUGAUCUCAGAGCUGUUGUGGCUAAAGUCACUAUGUCUGUGUCCCAAAUGGAAUCCUAUUCCCUGUAUAGUGAAGACAGGGUCCUUUACCUUGGUGCAAAACAGUGGGACUAGUGUGUUUCUGUUGUGGGAGGCGGACAAGUUCAUGAGCUCUUCGUGUUCACUUUAACAUUCGCAUACCAGCGAUUGACUUGUAGUCACACUGACAGCUGUAGAAACCACGUUGCUCUUGCCUUUUCUAAAUAAACGAUUGUUGAUGUGAUUUUG
Molecule: messenger RNA, 3490 nt
Organism: Esox lucius (northern pike)
Lineage: Eukaryota; Metazoa; Chordata; Actinopteri; Esociformes; Esocidae
Product: F-box/LRR-repeat protein 3
Exons: 5
Coding region: 203-1531 (442 amino acids)
Biological process (GO): entrainment of circadian clock by photoperiod; regulation of cell cycle; SCF-dependent proteasomal ubiquitin-dependent protein catabolic process
Cellular component (GO): SCF ubiquitin ligase complex; nucleus; cytosol
Molecular function (GO): protein binding
Source: RefSeq, a predicted model, not a curated record